AUGUCGUGCAGUGAUUACUUUCACCUGGGAGAGAGAAAUCCUGAGAUCAAGCCUCUGUUUAAAAGUGAGGAAUUUAUCCAGAGUGGUCCAACUGCUGACGAAAGUUCAGACGGGUCCCUCUCUGGGGUUAUGCAGAAGUGGAAGGAGUAUCAGCUCCAGUGCCUGAGAUACUUGUAUGAGGCACCCCCCACUGUGGCAGAAGGCAAGUUCUGCAACAGAACAUUUGACAAUUACGCCUGCUGGCCUGAUGGACUGCCUGGCACCUAUGUGAACGUGAGCUGCCCCUGGUACCUCCCCUGGGCUAACACAGUGCUGCAUGGGCAGGCUUACCGCUUCUGCACCGCUGAAGGGACCUGGCUCCUAAAGGAGAAUUCGACCCUGCCAUGGAGGAACCUGUCCGAGUGCGAGGCCUCUGACCGGGAUGCACCAGAAGAACAGCUCCUGAAUUUGUCCAUCAUAUACACCAUUGGAUAUGCUCUUUCCUUCUCUGCCCUUGUAAUAGCAACUGCCAUUCUUCUUGGAUUCAGACAUCUGCAUUGCACCAGGAAUUAUAUUCACCUGAACCUUUUCACCUCUUUUAUCCUCCGUGCCAUAUCAGUCUUCAUUAAGGACUCCGUGGUGAAAUGGAUGUACAGCACAGCUACACAAGAGCACCAGUGGGAAGGACUUAUCUCCUUCCAGGAAUCGCUCAGCUGCCGUUUGGUCUUCGUGCUGAUGCAGUACUGUGUGGCUGCAAACUACUACUGGCUGCUGGUGGAAGGCAUGUACCUGUACACACUGCUGGUACUUUCAGUCUUUUCUGAGCAGAGAAUUUUUCGGCUUUACCUCUGCAUUGGCUGGGGUGUGCCAAUGCUGUUUGUUAUCCUCUGGGGAACUGUCAAGUACCUUUAUGAAGAUGAGGGUUGCUGGACCAGAAACUAUAAUAUGAAUUACUGGUUGAUCAUCAGGCUGCCUAUUCUAAUCGCCAUUGGGGUAAAUUUCCUGAUCUUCAUCAGAGUUAUAUGCAUCAUCAUCUCCAAACUGCAGGCAAAUCUGAUGUGCAAAACUGACAUAAAAUGCAGGCUGGCCAAGUCUACACUGACUCUCAUCCCACUGCUGGGGACCCAUGAGGUCAUCUUUGCCUUUAUUACUGAUGAGCAUGCCAGAGGGAUGCUGCGCUUUGUGAAGCUUUUUACUGAACUCUCCUUUGCUUCUUUCCAGGGGCUGAUGGUUGCAAUUCUUUACUGUUUCAUCAAUAAUGAGGUUCAGAUGGAGUUUCGUAAGAGCUGGGAGCGCUGGAGAUUGGAACAUUUAUAUGUCCAGAGGGACAGCAGUAUGAAACCACUGAAGUGUCCAGCCAACAGCAUCAGUAGUGGAGGCACGGUAGGCAGUAGUGUCUACGCUGCCACUUGUCAGGCCACGUUCAGCUAAGAUUUCUACAGGUGAAUCAGACUGUGAACAAUGAACUGUACAAUAUACGUGAAAACCCUUAAAUACCCAAGCAAGUGGCAUAAGUAUGCCAUCUCCAGCCAGAAACUUAAGCAUACACUGCUCAUUGCCUGCAGGCUUUUGGACAAAGGUUUCUGGGGAAAGCAAUCUGCUAAUCGAAUGAACGCAUCUGAGGAAAAAACUGAUCAUGUCUAAAGUUAGUUAACCGAGUUUCUGCCUAUUUGUACACAAGGCCUCCAGGUGCCCGAAACUUAAGCAUAGCAUUGAUCCAGCCUGAAACCACCGGGUCAAUGGCUUAUUAGCUUGAGAGGGCGAGCUGAAUGAUUGACUGAUUAAAUUACAAAGAUACAGAAUAUGAUUAUUGGCAAAAAAAAAAAAAGAAAAAAAAAAGAAAAAGGCUUUUAUGGGGGCAGGACAAGGUGCUAUCACCAGUUUCAGAAAGAAUAACUUAGUGGAACACAACAUGUGCUUUAGGAAAGAAUCAGUUUUGCGGUAAGAGCUUCCUAAAGUUGUAAGUUCAAAGUA
This is a messenger RNA of Struthio camelus australis, 1953 nucleotides long. The record is from RefSeq and is a predicted model, not a curated record. Lineage: Eukaryota; Metazoa; Chordata; Aves; Struthioniformes; Struthionidae.